UUGUUAGUCGCCCUCCCAGCGGCACCAGAAGGAAUCACCUCCUGCGGAAGCGGGACCUGGCUGGCCCCGGCCCUCCUCCCUCGGAUACUCGCUCGCCCCGCGAAGAUUGGAGAGCUCUCCAGCUCCUAUCCCUGACCCCGGCAGCCCGGUCCCCGGAAGGUCUUUGGGGGUCACUUCGGUUAGAGCCGGGCAGCUGGCCUGGAACACAGACCUGGGGUGUUUGCCAUGGCCCCACACUGGGCUGUCUGGCUGCUGACAGCAGGGCUGUGGGGCCUUGGCAUCAGGGCUGAGGUGUGGUGGAACCUUGUGCCCAGGAAGACUGUGUCCUCUGGGGAGCUGGCAACAGUGGCACGACGCUUCUCCCAGCCGGGCAUCCAGGACUUCCGGACCCUGACGCUGACCGAGCAGACGGGACUCCUGUACGUAGGAGCUCGAGAGGCCCUGUUCGCCUUCAGCGUGGAGGCUCUGGAGCUGCAAGGAACGAUCUCAUGGGAGGCCACUGCUGACAAAAAGGCUGAGUGUAUCCGCAAAGGGAGGAGUAACCAGACGGAGUGCUUCAACUUCAUCUGCUUCCUGCAGCCCUACAACGCCUCCCACCUGUACGUCUGCGGCACCUACGCCUUCCAGCCCAAGUGCACCUACAUCGACAUGCUGACGUUUUCCAUAGAGCGCGGACAGUUUGAGGAUGGUAAGGGCAAGUGUCCUUAUGACCCAAAGAAGGGCCACACCGGCCUCCUUGUGGAUGGUCAGAUGUAUUCGGCAACGUUCAGUAACUUCCUGGGCACCGAGCCGGUGAUUCUGCGAAACAUGGGGCACCACUACACCAUGAAGACCGAGUACCUGGCCUUCUGGCUCAAAGAACCUCAUUUCGUCGGCUCUGCCUUUGUCCCGGAGAGCGUGGGCAGCUUCACGGGGGACGACGACAAGGUCUAUUUCUUCUUCAGUGAGCAAGCCGUGGAGUACGACUGCUAUACCGAGCAGGUGGUGGCCCGAGUAGCCCGGGUCUGCAAGGGAGACCAGGGGGGCUCCCGGAUCCUGCAGAGGAAGUGGACCACCUUCUUGAAGGCGCAGCUGGUGUGCUCGGCCCCCGACUGGCAGCUGCACUUCAACCACCUACAGGCGCUGCACACCCUGCAUGGCGCCUCCUGGCGCAACACCACCUUCUUUGGGGUUUUCCGGGCACGCUGGGGAGACAUAGACCUGUCGGCAGUCUGCCAGUACCAGCUGGAGGAGAUCCAGCGGGUUUUCGAGGGCCCCUUCAAGGAGUACCAGGAGCAAGUGCAAAAGUGGGGCCACUACACUGGCACAGUCCCCAGCCCCAGGCCGGGCUCGUGCAUCGACAACUGGCACCGCCGCCACAACUACAGGAGCUCUCUGGAGGUGCCCGACAACACGGUCAUCUUCGUCAAGAAGCACCCACUGAUGGAGGAGCAGGUGGGGCCGCAGUGGGGCCGCCCUCUGUUCGUGAAGAAGGACGCCAACUUCACCCAGUUGGUGGCCGAUCAGGUCACAGGGCUUGACGGCGCCACCUAUACAGUGCUGUUCGUUGGCACAGGAGACGGCUGGCUGUUCAAGGCCGUGAGCCUGGGGCCCUGGGUCCACCUGAUCGAGGAGCUGCAGGUGUUUGAUCAGGAACCUGUGGGGAGCCUGGCCCUGGACCGGAGCAAGAAGCUGCUCUUUGCUGGCUCCCGCUCACAGUUGGUCCAGCUGCCCCUGGCCGACUGCAGGAAGUACCGCUCCUGUGCAGACUGCGUCCUCGCCCGGGACCCCUACUGCGCAUGGAACGCCAACACCAGCCGCUGUGUAGCCCCUGGGGGCCACGCUGGAUCUCUUCUGAUCCAGCAAGUGACCACCUCGAACACCUCAGCCAUGUGCAACUAUCGAGGCAUUAAGAAAGUCAGGCCCACUCCCAAAAACAUCACCGUGGUGGUGGGCACAGACCUGGUGAUGCCCUGCCGCCUCUCCUCCAACCUGGCCCAUGCCCACUGGACCUUCGGUGGCCGGGAUUUGCCCUCUGAACAGCCUGGCUUCUUCCUCUAUGAUACCCGGCUCCAGGCCCUGGUAGUGAUGGAUGCCCAGCCCCGCCAUGCUGGGGCCUACCACUGCUUCUCCGAGGAGCAGGGCACACGCCUGGCUGCCGAGAGCUACCUGGUGGCUGUGGUGGCUGGCCUGCCGGUGACCAUGGAGGCUCAGGCACCCCUGGAAAGCCUGGGCCUGGUGUGGCUGGCCGUCGUUGCCCUGGCGGCCGCGUGCCUAGUGCUGCUACUGCUGGUCUUCUCCCUGCGUCGGCGGCUGCGUGAGGAGCUGGAGAAAGAAGCCAAGGCAGCCGAGAGGACACUGGUAUACCCUCUGGAGCUGCCCAAGGAGCCCACCAGCCCCCCCUUCCAGCCCAGCCCCGAGACAGACGAGAAGCUCUGGGACCCUGUUGACUACUACUACUCGGACGGCUCCCUCAAGAUCGUACCGGGGCAUGCCCAGUCCCAGCCCGAGACUGGGUCCUCUCCACCUUCGAGCAUCCCGGGCCAGCCCCUGCCUUCUCUCACACAGCUUCACCUAGGGAGCGGGCGGAACUCAAGCGCCAACGGUUAUGUGCGCCUACAACUAGGAGGAGAGGACCCGGACGGGCUCGGGCGCCCGCUGCCUGAGCUCUCCGAUGAUCUGAGGCGCAAACUGCAGCAGCGCCAGUCGCUGCCCGACUCCAGCCCCGAGGAGUCAUCCGUAUGAGGCGGACCCCCCACCACGUUGCGGGGGAGCGACGGCGUGGGAGGUACAGCUCCUACUUUUUGCACAGGCACCAGCUACCUCAGGGACAUGGCAGGGGCCACCCGCUCUGCCUGGGGCAGAGCCUGCCAUGAGGACCUGCCCCGCUCAGCACGGACACUGCCACUCGGUGUGACUCCCUAGGUCGCCAGACUCGCGGGGGACAUCUUCCUCCUCGGUGAGGAGCUGUGAAUCACAGAAACCCGGCACCCCAGCAGCCAAGACUUGUCCAGGCAGAAGUGUGUGACGUGCGUGUGCACAUGUGUGUUCGUGCAUAAAUGUGUGUGUGUGUCACGCUUGUGUGGCAUGGCUGCUGGCUUCUGUCAAGUCUUCCCUUGGCCUGGGGUCCUCCCGGUGAGUCUUCUGGAGCUAUGAAGGGGAAGGGGCCAGGCCACCCUGCCUCUUUUACACCCCCCACCCCCAUGUGAGGCAGGUGUGUACAUAUGGGGGUGGGGUGGGCAGGUGCCGAGCCCCUUUCAGGGGGAGUUAGGGCCCUCGGAGGGCACCGAGUCCUGACCCUAGGGCUGUGAAUGUUUUCUGGGGGGAGGGGGGGUCAGGAGAUGAACAGCUUGUGUGUUUUGGGGGGAGGGGCCUCCCACAUGGGCCCUCCCUCCAGGUUCAGUGGUAUUUUAUACUUG
Echinops telfairi (small Madagascar hedgehog) is the source of this 3398-nucleotide messenger RNA. RefSeq names its product semaphorin 4C (gene SEMA4C). NCBI's taxonomy places the organism in Eukaryota, Metazoa, Chordata, Mammalia, Afrosoricida, Tenrecidae. Bases 226 to 2724 code for a protein of 832 amino acids. Gene Ontology annotation, molecular function: chemorepellent activity; semaphorin receptor binding. The transcript is spliced from 16 exons. The record is from RefSeq and is a predicted model, not a curated record. Gene Ontology annotation, biological process: muscle cell differentiation; negative chemotaxis; neural crest cell migration.